CUCUUCCUAGCAUUAUUGGCUAGGGUGGUCAUAUCAUGUCAUUCGUAGCCAUGCCAGUCCCACAGCCUCUUUCCUUCUACAGAUAGGGUCACAGAGGCAACAGCACAUCCAUACAUCCUCAUCAAUUCAGCAUUGAGUGCUCAACUAAAUACCAAAUUGAGUAAUGGCCACGAAGUUACUUCUAACUGACGUUGCUGCUUCAUGUGUAAAACAAAUUCCUUCCAAUUACAUCCGUCCUAUCUCUGACCGUCCGAAUUUUUCCGAGGUGGAAAGAUCCGGUUCCAUUCCUCUUGUCGACCUUGAGGGGUUGCACAGUCAUCGCCGCUCCGAGAUCAUCAUGCAGAUUGGUCAAGCUUGCCAAGACUAUGGUUUCUUUUUGGUGAGGAACCAUGGCGUUCCGGAGAAGAUGAUGAAUAAUGCACUACUCAUGGCAAAGGAGUUCUUCAAGUUACCAGAGAAUGAAAGGAUGAAAUAUUACUCUGAUGAUCAUAGGAGGAGCAUCAGGUUGUCGACUACUUUUAACGUUAAAACUGAAAAAGUUUAUAUCUGGAGAGAUUUCUUGAGAUUUCAUUCCAAUCCUUUAGAAGAUUAUGUACACGAAUGGCCUCCAAAUCCUCCAUCCUUCAGGAAGGACGUGGGUGAAUAUUGCACAGGUGUUAGAGCGCUGGUUUUGAGACUGCUAGAGGCUAUCUCAGAGAGCCUAGGACUGGAAAAAGAUUAUAUAAAUAAGGCACUGGGCAAGCAUGGCCAACAUGUUUCUAUGAACUACUAUCCACCAUGUCCACAACCAGAGCUUACUUUUGGAGUGCCAGGCCACACUGAUCCUACCAUGAUCACUGUUCUUCUACCAAAUGAAGUGCCUGGAUUGCAAGUUUUUAAAAAUGGCAAAUGGAUGGCAGUCAAUUCUGUUCCCAACACCUUUGUGAUCAAUAUCGGUGACCAAAUGCAGGUACUUAGCAAUGAUCGAUAUAAGAGUGUGCUACAUCGAGCUGUAGUGAACUGUGACAAGGAACGAAUAUCCAUCGCUACAUUUUACUACCCAUCACUUGAUGCUACAAUGGGACCUGCUAAGGAGUUGAUUGACGAUGAUAAUCCAGCAGCCUACAGAAAUCACUCAUUUAGUGAAUUUUACGAGAAAUUCUGGAACAGAGGACUUGCCACUGAAUGCUGCUUAUUAGACCUCUUCAAAUCUUCUGUUGUUUAGUAUUUUGUGAAUGAUGCUAAAUCUUGAAGUGCUUCAGGCAUAUGCAUUUUUCAUGUGUUUCUGUAAUAAAACUUCAUGAUCUGAAAAAAAAAAUUCUACAAUAAAGGAUAAAUCUCAUGACUUAUUGUUGAUA
Populus trichocarpa (black cottonwood) is the source of this 1337-nucleotide messenger RNA. Its product is annotated as protein DMR6-LIKE OXYGENASE 1. The transcript has 4 exons. Bases 164 to 1204 code for a protein of 346 amino acids. The record is from RefSeq and is a predicted model, not a curated record. Lineage: Eukaryota; Viridiplantae; Streptophyta; Magnoliopsida; Malpighiales; Salicaceae.